Sceloporus undulatus (fence lizard) is the source of this 1857-nucleotide messenger RNA. It is a transcript of the gene QRSL1, whose product is annotated as glutaminyl-tRNA amidotransferase subunit QRSL1. Gene Ontology annotation, cellular component: mitochondrion; glutamyl-tRNA(Gln) amidotransferase complex. The transcript is spliced from 11 exons. The record is from RefSeq and is a predicted model, not a curated record. Gene Ontology annotation, molecular function: glutaminyl-tRNA synthase (glutamine-hydrolyzing) activity. Lineage: Eukaryota; Metazoa; Chordata; Lepidosauria; Squamata; Phrynosomatidae. The coding region runs from base 100 to 1674 and encodes 524 amino acids. Gene Ontology annotation, biological process: glutaminyl-tRNAGln biosynthesis via transamidation; mitochondrial translation.
CGAUCUUAGGACGCGCUCUUCAAAAUGGCGGCGCCCAGGGGCUCCCGGUAGCUUCACUGGGGGCUUCGUGCGCGCCCUGAGGGGCCUUCCGUGCCGAGGAUGUUGCGCGCGUCCAUCAGAGAGAUUUCUGCAGCUCUAAAGGAAGGCCAAGUAAGUCCAACGGAACUUUGUCAGAAGUGUCUCUCCCUCAUAAGAGCCACCAGAUUCCUUAAUGCAUACAUCACUGUUUCAGAAGAGACAGCAUUAAGGCAGGCUGAAGCAUCAGAAAAGAGGUACAAGCAAGGUCAGACUCUAGGAGUUUUAGAUGGUAUUCCUGUUGCUGUGAAGGAUAACUUCAGUACAUCUGGAAUUGAGACAACAUGUGCAUCUGUUAUGCUAAAAGGAUAUGUCCCUCCUUUCAAUGCAACAGUUGUUCAGAAAUUGCUGGAUCAAGGAGCUGUACUUCUUGGAAAAACAAACCUAGAUGAAUUUGCUAUGGGUUCAGGGAGUACAGAUGGAGCCUUUGGACCUGUCAGAAACCCCUGGAGUUAUUCUGGACAGUCCAGGGGGAAAUGCAUGCAAAACCCCAAGGCUCAAAAUGAAGACAACAGCUGGUUCGUAACUGGAGGAAGCUCUGGAGGCAGUGCUGCUGCAGUAUCAUCUUUCACAUGCUUUGCGGCACUGGGUUCUGAUACAGGCGGAUCUACCAGAAAUCCAGCCUCUCUCUGUGGAGUUGUUGGCCUGAAGCCAACCUAUGGCCUGGUUUCUCGUCAUGGUCUUAUUCCACUUGUUAACUCUAUGGAUGUACCAGGCAUUUUAACAAGAUGUGUUGAUGACGCAGCCACCAUAUUGGGUGUACUCGGGGGGCAUGAUCCAAAAGACUCAACUACCGUGCAGGACUCUUUUCAGCCAUUUCGGCUACCCAGUUUAACAGAAUUGAAGAAUCUUUGCAUCGGUAUACCAAAGGAAUACAAUAUACCAGGACUGUCUCGUGAAACACUGGCAGUAUGGUCCAAGGCAGCUGACCUUUUUGAGAAAGCUGGUGCCAACGUAGUAGAUGUGAGUCUGCCCCAUACUGGUUACUCCAUUGUCUGUUACCAUGUGCUGUGCGCAACAGAAGUAGCAUCAAACAUGGCUCGAUUUGAUGGCCUUGAGUAUGGACAUCGAAGCAGUGUUGACAAAUCAACUGAAGCCUUGUAUGCAGCGACACGCCGAGAAGGUUUUAAUGAUGUUGUAAGAGGAAGAAUUCUAUCAGGAAACUACUUCUUGCUAAAACAAAACUAUGAGAAGUAUUUCCUCAAAGCCCAGAAAGUAAGAAGACUCAUUGCCACUGAUUUUGCAAAACUCUUCAGUUCUGGUGUUGAUAUUUUGCUUACUCCAACUACUCUCAGCCAUGCUGUGCCAUACACAGAAUUCAUCAAAGAGGACAACAGAACCCGCAGCACACAGGAUGACAUUUUCACACAGGCUGCCAAUAUGGCUGGGCUGCCAGCUGUAAGUGUUCCUUCUGCCCUGUCUGAGGAAGGCUUACCAAUUGGGCUGCAAUUUAUUGGUCCUGCUUUCCAUGAGGCAAAACUUCUCACAGUAGCAAAAUGGUUUGAAAAUCAAGUGAAGUUCCCUGCCAUACAGCUAGAAAGGGUCAUGGAUCAUCUUGACACUGUCUCUCACCAGGAGCAGUCUGCAUUUUUUUCAUGAAGCAUGACUGGAGGAUUUAUUUAUACAGGGAAGGGAAAAAGAUUAUGGGGAGUCCAAAGCUUUGUGUUUUGAACGUAAUUUCUGUAUAAAUGAUAUCUCUCUUAUUCAAGAACUUUGGAAAGAAAUACAAACUGAAACCAUCUAGUAUAUUUUCAGUGCAAUUAAAUUAUCAUCAGAUUUGAA